This is a messenger RNA of Ixodes scapularis (black-legged tick), 3351 nucleotides long. RefSeq lists its product as uncharacterized. Lineage: Eukaryota; Metazoa; Arthropoda; Arachnida; Ixodida; Ixodidae. The record is from RefSeq and is a predicted model, not a curated record. The coding region runs from base 1 to 3351 and encodes 1116 amino acids. The transcript has 8 exons. Gene Ontology annotation, molecular function: nucleic acid binding; zinc ion binding.
AUGGCCGACUCUACAAACGAUCUCGCGGAGCGCUGUGAACAGCUUCAAAUCUCCUACGAGAAGCUUGAAACUGAUAUGACGACGAUCAAAGAGCAGACAGUAUAUGGUAAAUCAAUCCGUGACUGGGAAACGUGGAAGCAAGCAGUCUUCGAACGCUUCAAGAGGAAGAUGACCUUGCAAGACUUCAUCGAGUAUCAGGCCCAACGGAAGCUCCUGCCCAGCGAAACUCUUGUGCAAUACAUUUACUCCACGAAUGCCAUGCUACAAAAGUCGCCCUAUGAAUCAGUGCAUGAGGACAGAAUCUCAUUGAUCUUGCUUGGCAUUGCCGAUGACAAAUGGUUGAACCAUUUGGCGCGCCACAUGUGCAGCGAGAAGCUGCAACUCGACUCCGCGCUUACCCUCGAGACCGCGGUGGCUGCCGCGCGAAACUCCGAAGCGGUGAAGCAACAACAUAAAGAAAUGCGAGGUACGCAAGGUCAACACGGCGCCGCCGUCGACGAACUGAGCUCCGCACGCAAAAAGAAAAACUGGAGCAAGAAAACAACGCCGACGGCUCGUCUAAAAAAAGGCAACGAAGGUGUCCGGCAGCCAUGCAGAUGGUGUGGUAGUGCUUCGGUUCACACCAAGACGACCUGUCCGGCAUCCGGUCAAUUAUGCAGGUCGUGUGGAAAACAAGGCCACUACGCUUCCGUUUGCCUGUCUUCGAAACAUCAAGAGAGACCAGGCACUUCCACAACAGCUCGCCCAGCCCGCCGCACAGCAGAAGUGGAAGAGGUGUACCUCGGCGAACUUAAAGAUACUUCACCUCAUGACGCUUGGAGAAUCACCCCGUCAGUGAACGGCAUCUCGAUCACAUUCAAGGUCGAUACGGGCGCCGACGUCACUGCCAUCGCGCCGCGCGACUACAAUCGCGAAGUGAUGGGCCCUCUGCGAAAGCCAGAAAGAGCACUUCUCGGUCCUGGUCAUCAGAAGCUUUCGACCGCUGGACACUUCCAAGCUUCUAUGGAAUGGGGCGGUCAACAAGUUCAAGAGGAUGUUUUCGUAGUUGAAGGUCUACAGGAAGCUCUCCUCGGAAGGCCCGCCAUCCGAUCUCUCGGAGUUCUCCCACAGCUCCUCAACGUCACUGGUGCGACAAGCCGCACAAAGGACGUCUCCAAACUACUUGCCAAGUACCCUCAGCUGACUUCAGGGCUUGGACAGAUGAACGCCGAGUACAAGGUGGUUCUUCGACCAGACGCGAAGCCCUUUGCUCUUACGUUCCCAAGAAGGGUGCCACUGGCGAUGCUACCACCUGUAAAGAAUGAGCUUUCCAAGAUGCUAAAGCUCCAAGUUAUAGAGCGUGUCACCGAGGCCACAGAGUGUCGCCUUGAGGCUCAACAUGAGGCCCGUGGCGUCGUUGCCAUUGGGAACACGGUCCAGCUUGUCCCCCAGACCCUGCAGGAUCUCAAGGUACGUUGUGACUUCAGCUACUUCAGCGACGGGAUGACUGUCUGCGAGGCUCGGAGGCUCCACGAGAGCAAGCUGUGCCUAGAGGGCGGCGGUCCUGUGCUGCUGGUCAACGGUGCCCUGAACCCCACGACCAGGACUGCACAGCACUGGCACAGCGUGUGGAGCACCACAUGCUUUGGCGGUGGCGCCAUUGCCCCGCUGUCCAAGCUGGAGGAGAAGGCAACCCUCUACGCAGCUCAAGACACUGGCGUGACGGUGAGCCGGAGCGAUAGCAGCACCUGCUGGGCGGUUCUCGUGGUGACCCCGAUCAUGCAGCGGGCCCAAGCACUGGACGUGGCGAAAGACAUCGUCUUCAUACACUCCACGUCCUCUUGCUACACGACCAGAUGCACCGUCUCGGUGGUGCUCGUGGCAACGAUGGCUGGCACCGUCCUCGUCGCAGGGCUAGUCCACAACGAGCAGAGCACCGAGGGGUACCUGACUGCGUUCAAGCUCCUCCGUGACACCCACCCACUUUGGUUUGGGGGCCAGUCGGCACCGAACGUGGCGAUGACUGACAACUCCAGUGCGGAAAAGGCUGCGGUGCAGGAGACGUGGCCCACAGCGAGGCAGCUUCUCUGCCAUUUCCACGUCGCACAGGCGGAGUGGCGCUGGCUGACGGCAGCUCGCAACCGCGUCGACAAGGACCAGAGGCGUCAAUUGAUGUCGCUCUUCCAGGAGGUGAUGUACGCCGACAGUGAAGAGAAGCUGGAAGCUGCAACUGCCCAGCUGAAGCUUCAACCGCACCAGGCCUUCGUGGCACGGGUGGAGGCCUUCCUUGGGAGACGGGAGGAGUGGGUGCUGCUCUUCCGUGCCAACAUCACCACACGGGGGCACAACACGAACAACUUCGCUGAGGCCACCAUCCGUGUCCUGAAGGACAUGGUUCUGAACAGGACGGAGGCCUUUAACGCGGUGGCACUGGUGGAUGCGGUGGCCGUGGUGUGGGAGCGGUACUUCGAGAGCCGCAUCCUCCGCCAUGCCCACAGUCGUGUCGCCGGUCACCAGCUGGAAUACAAGUGGCUGUUCAGCAGGAUGCCACAAGGUGCAGCAGACAACAUCAAGCCUGUGGGCGACAACGUCUAUGCGGUGCCCAGUUCCACCAACAACGGCGUGGUGUACGAAGUGUCGCCAAGCUUCGGAGCGUGCAGCUGCCCAGUCGAAAAACAAGGGGUGUUUUGCAAGCAUCAGGCCCUUGUGCACGAGACCUUUGGAGGGUUGUUUCCCAAUGCCCCCCCUUCGAGCACGGGGGAUCGUCACCGACUGGGAAAGUUGGACUUGGGAGACACGUGUCCGUUGCAAAAUUUUUUCAUGCCUUUUUGUGAAGGGCAGCAGUCGUCAAAAGAGCCAGACGUGGCCAGCUGUACCGCCCAGGCCUCGGAAGGCCAGCACAUUGCCGAAGCCAGUGACAUGGCAGAAGCCCCCGAGCCCUCCACUUCAGCUGUGGCGUCACCGGCUGUGCAGGGACCUGACCAGGCUCAGAUUGCCCAAGCACGAGAACAAGUGUACCAGCGUCUGGAAUCGAGCUUGCAGCACCUGCACGCCAUGAACGAGGACAGCGCAACGUACCUUGAGAUCCUGCAGGGUCUUGGGGACGAGCUGGACCGUGUGCCCAAUGGCAACGACGCCACCGGCCUCAAGUUGAGCCUCAAGGCGACUGCGGCAGGACGAAGGCGCCGGGGACACCAGAUCCGGGUGCAGCCUACGAGCUUUGCCCGACGUAGGCCAGGGCUGACGAGGGGCUCAAUAAGGGUGCCAGCCGGACGCCCACCAAGUGACCAGCCUGCCAAGAGGCCAAGAAAGAGGCCCCAUUCCCUGCAGAGGAAUGUGCAGGACAAUGUGCCCAGUGCGAGACUGCACUAA